AUGGACACCAGAGUGGUGCCGGUCCUGGUGCCAAAUUGUGGCUGCAAGGAUUGGGUAAAAUUCAACCCCAGCAACCGAGAUUUCUAUCGUGUUCAUUACCCACAAUAUAUGAUCGAAGCAUUUAUUCCGGCGAUCAAAGACAGGUCCAUGGAUGCACCGGACAGGGUUUUGCGUCUAAUGGAGGUCUACAUGCACGAUGAUGAGUAUUCUGUUUGGUGUUGUGUCAACAACUGCAUAGAACAAUUUUUGGCUUUGACCCAACACACGAAUUAUCACGAGAGGUUCAAGGAGUUUUGCAAAGCUCUCUUCUCAACUAUUCGUCACAAAAUGAAAUGGGAUCCCGACGAAACCGAGGAAGAAGAGUCGCAAGCCACAGGUCUUCUUAGGUCAUUGGUCAUAACUCGACUUAUUCAAUUGGGCGAUGAAAAACUCAUCAAACAGGCAAAGAAAAAGUUCCAGGAAAAACAGAGAGGAACAAGCGUGAAUGUAAAUCUGGACUUAACACUUCCGAUGUAUCUUGCCGUCAUGUCCGACGCCGACGACGACGUGUUCGACAGAUUGGUUAAUUUGUAUCGAAAGGAAAAAGACCCAGCUGAACGAACUAAAAUACUUGUGGCGAUGGGAAAUUCCUCUUGUGAGGAUAUGUUGCAAAGGGCUUUGGAUUUCAGUUUUACAGACGAUAUCAGGACACCGGACAAGGUCUACAUUUGGCAAAGUGUUUCCCAAACACAGGCAACAAUAAGUGUCCAAUUUUCAGAUAAAUCUAUAUAUCAAUCUUCGUAUAAAAUUGAUAAUUCACCUUUGUAUGAAAUUGAUAUUCCACCUUUGUGCGUUUUGGAGGUGGGCCGUACAUUAGCAUGGAAAGUAUUCAAGGAAAACUUUGAAAAAUUGAAACAGAUUUUCGGUGCAGGUACAAGUAUGCACGAAAUCAUUAUUGCAAUUUGUGCAGGAUUCUCCUGCCCAAAUAAGGGCAAGCAGAUUGAGAAGUUCUUCCAGGACAAUGAUAUUCCUGGCAUAAAGGCUACUUUAGACCAGGCCUUUGAGAAAAUCCAAAUCACUUCGGAAUGGUUGCACAGGGACUACAAGAACAUCGAAGAGUUCUUAGACCAGUUGAAGAUCUGCUCCUGCCAAACAAAACAAGGCGAACCAGGAGUCUGCACUUGCGAAUUCGACAGCGAAGACUUCAAAUGUUCUUGCAAACCAGAAAUUUAA
This is a messenger RNA of Ctenocephalides felis (cat flea), 1212 nucleotides long. Its product is annotated as puromycin-sensitive aminopeptidase-like. Gene Ontology annotation, cellular component: cytoplasm. Gene Ontology annotation, biological process: peptide catabolic process; proteolysis. Bases 1 to 1212 code for a protein of 403 amino acids. The transcript has 9 exons. Lineage: Eukaryota; Metazoa; Arthropoda; Insecta; Siphonaptera; Pulicidae. The record is from RefSeq and is a predicted model, not a curated record. Gene Ontology annotation, molecular function: peptide binding; metalloaminopeptidase activity; zinc ion binding.